Molecule: messenger RNA, 2977 nt
Organism: Orbicella faveolata
Lineage: Eukaryota; Metazoa; Cnidaria; Anthozoa; Scleractinia; Merulinidae
Source: RefSeq, a predicted model, not a curated record
CCACGGCAUGCUGUUAUCGAUGAUAGUGGCCAUAUCUUAGGAUUUUGUGUGAUUAAUCCUCUGAUAUUUCAUUAUUUUCCGCGGAUAUUUUCCGAAUCUAAAAGUUUAUCCACAGCUUGGACAAUGGAAGCGAGCCGUAAAAAAGAACCUCUGGCACUUUUAUCAAGGAACAACGCGAAAACUUUACUAGUGCGAAAUGCAAUCAAUCAAGCGACACUACAGAAAGAGGCUCAACUACUGCAGAAAGAGAGAAACUCAGGAGAAAGAUUAUUUCUCAAGAAAAAGAAGCAUAUUUUACAAAGGCAGUCAAGGAUCAUUUCAGAAAUGGGGCAUCAAAGGCCGGUUUCUUCUUGCAGCUUACAAAUGGAAAAUGCAGUCACGAGAUGGAACAGCGAAACAAAUUUGGCCGGAGUACUGACUCCUCAACCAAGAAGGAAAGAGAUUGAUGGAAAUAACAAAAGACGACUCGCGUCUUCUUCGUUUUCUUCAUCCGAUUUCGAAGGAGAUGACAAUGAGUCCACACCUCGGCCGAGAAGAAAUACGUUCUCAUCUUUGUCUCGCAGCAAUUCGGUGAUUUGUCUCCCAGAUAUACGUGCCACCUCGGCUGGAUUAACGGGAGAAAAGAAAAAUAUUGAAAAAAAGCGUCUUUGGCGGCCGCCUAACAAUGGGAAGACUGCAGAGGCUGUUUGUGCUCUCGAUGAAUGGAAAGAGCUGCGAAAUUGUCGAUAUCUCCGCGCGUGUUCACCAGAGUAAGAACUAGAUGGAUGGCACGUGACGCGUCGCGUGAUAACGAGCGCUUAACGAAAAACUCCGGAAAGACAGUAUUCUUAGAGAACUUGAACUAGAAGGUUGGUCAUAUUUUCAAGUCGACAGGGAGGUUAAUUUUGCAAAACUAUCAAAUGCUCCCAUCGAGAGGAUCCGUGUCACACGCAGACCGGCGAUUUGAGAAAAAAAUGGAAUUGUUAAUAAUUUGCAGUCUGCUUUUGAAGCCAGUGGUAUUUUUUUUUUAAAGUUAACAACCACUUUCAGUUUGUAACAAGGCAUGUUUCGAUCGUUCAACGAUCGUCAUCAGUUGAGAGUUCGUUUGCAGCUGUAAAUUUAGUGCAACUGUUAUGUAAUAGGGUUGUGUUCCGUCGCUUGUUUGAAUUGUGUCCUCAAAUCGAAUUUUGUGCUUCCUUGUACAAAUGAUUUCAAGUAAGGUCCUCUCAAGAGCCAUUCAUGCAGUGUAGUCUCAGCACGUUAUACAGAAAUAAGCGAUUUCUCAGUUCGUAUCAGUUCAUCCCAUUUUUAAAUUGCUGCAGAUUGUUGUUUCAAAUACAAACAAACACCAAGAGGUCUCUAAUUUACAAACUGUUGUUUAAUGGAGAUCAUUAAUAUCAGAGUGUAUUGUGCUCAUAUCUGAGUAUUCCAUUGAAUCGGAUCUAAGGACAUCCGCUAACGAUAUUUGCCCACCAGAUUUACAUUUAAUUAGCAGACAGUUGACGUUGCUUGCUUGCUAUUUUAAAAGUUUUACAAUUUGUCUAUAAAAUCCUUUUUUAAUAAUUACGAAAUAUAAUUUACAAUUUGGGCAAGAAAUUUCCACUGAUUCUAUGUUCUCACGCCAAUAUCUGCACCUGUAGUUUGGAGAGUUUCAAUCAAGUCGGUUUCCUUUGUAUAAUUUGUUAACAUAACGAAGAGGAGGUUACAACUAGUUUAAAGCCCAUAGUUCAUCGAAGCUAGCAAUUUGGGAUCAGCAACGCAUAGCAGUCUCUGACCAAUAGAAUGUUUGCGGCAAAGUUUGUAGAUACAAGAAUCCUUUACUCCGACCACUCACCGUAAACGAUCAUUUGUUCCUAAAAUAAAUAUCAUAUAAAACUGAACUAAAUAGUUGACACUACAGCAGCCCUGGUUUUACGAUUAAAAUUUUAGUUUGCAUUUGUUUCCUCAUGUAUGAUUAUCUUCUUAUUGAUUUCUUUCUUUAUAUGACAUGAGCGGUAAGUUAAGCAUACCGCUCACAUUUCAUUCUUUUUUUUACUCCUUGUUCACUUUUAAAAAGGCCAGUCUUCCUACUUGAAACAGUUUGCUUCCUUGCACGCGUCUUAUCUGAAAUUAGGAGAUACCACAAUUUACCUCGGGAGCAAUUAUAUAAGCACGACAACUUAUGAAACGAUUAAACAUAGGACACAAUUACCCGUUUAGUCAUCAUUACUCAUUUUAUUCUUGCGGGCGUUUAAAGAUGAAACGUCAUCAUUACCCAACGAUUCCUUGCGUUCGUUCAGCGAUGAAACGUCAUCGUUACCCAACGAUUCCUAGACUACGAGUAGUCCCUCUUCCGCUUAGUCCGUCAUGCGUUACGCGAAAGAAAACUGCGAGAAAAACAUCGCCGCAAAAAAACUCGUAGACGAUUCCGUAUGGACUUUCAGUGAUGAAACGUCAUCAUUACCCGUCAAUUCCGUGCGGGCGUUCAGUGAUGAAACGUCACCGUUACCCAAUGAUUCCGUGCGGGCGUUCAGUGAUGAAACGUCAUCAUUACCCGACAAUUCCGUGCGGGCAUUCAGUGAUGAAACGUCAUCAUUGCCCGACGAACUAUAUGAACUGUAUAUCCUGACUGUAGAUUAACCUUUAUACCUUAUUUCCUUCAUAUGCCUCUGUAUCCUUUAUAUAUAAGCGCAACCUUGAAUUAUUGCCUCCUCGGCGAAAGCUAUUAAGCGUUUAAUCUAAAGGCUUGUUGUUUGCUCUUUGCGGUUAUAUUAAACGUUUCGUGAUUUCCCUUUAUUUAUCCAAUGCUAGCCUUUGAUGCAACUGUAUACUUGUGCUGCCAGACCAUUGGUGAUCGUGUCUCAAAUCUGGCCGGGAAUAGGUGGAAAUAAUGACAUCAGGCAAAUCUGUAAAAGAGCGACUCAAUCAUACAAUACAAAGAUCAAUGCUUCUGGCAUGUUAACCCUUUGAAUACCAACUACGCAUAUAUGCGUAAUUAAUGGUCGUACCCUUUGCACCA